This is a messenger RNA of Cyphellophora attinorum, 861 nucleotides long. RefSeq lists its product as uncharacterized. Lineage: Eukaryota; Fungi; Ascomycota; Eurotiomycetes; Chaetothyriales; Cyphellophoraceae. The record is from RefSeq and is a predicted model, not a curated record. The transcript has 5 exons. The coding region runs from base 1 to 861 and encodes 286 amino acids.
AUGUCCUCAGUGAACGAUUCCUCGCCUUACGACAGCGACGACUUCGACGAAGAUGGAGUUGACGACGACGGCGUCGAUGAAAACAGCAUCGAGAGCGAUCCUGAUGAUGGCUUGACUACCUUUCGAUACAAAGACCUCCCCACUGAAGUGCGAACCAUGAUUCUUGCACACCUGGUCCCUCAAGGAGGCCGCUGUGCACUCGAUCCCACGAACAUCAAACGUCCAGGUGCCUUUGUCGAUACAGGUGGCGACCGUGGCAUCAUGCGAUAUCUUCUUGUCUCGAAAGCAUUCCAUGAUGGACUCGUUCCUAUUCUGUACCGAGCAAACGAAUUUUGCCUAAUCGAGCCUCUCUCUCACCACGAUUCUCUGACCAAGAUUGGUCCUCUUGCGCUUCAAAGCAUCAGUCACCUAACAGUCAAGGUCGCCCGGGGUAUGGAAGAUCUUGGGAAGAUCUGGGAGACUGUUGUCAACACUUGUCAUGCCCUGGAGACUCUCACGCUGGUAUUCUAUCACGAGAUUAAGUACUGGAUGCGAGUACUGGCGGAUCUGAUUGUCGCGUCCGACCCGAAGCCGAAGAUUGACGUCCUGCUGUAUUCAAGUAUCUGGGCGGCCCAAGACACCAAGCAUACGAAGAUCAAAGCCGACAUGGAGGCCUCCCUAGCAGCCGCUGGACGAAGAACGAUGUUCAUGCAAUAUAAGCCGCUCCCUGCGAAGAUCAAAACCUUGCGCAUCUCAGCAUCGACUUGCGAUGCCGCUGCCUACGGUCUGCUCACCACCAAGUUCAAGGAUAGAACUGUGUUCCAGAUCAACGCCGGGCAGGAAAGUGAGCUUUACAGCCAUCUCACUUGCAAGAAGAUCUAG